This is a messenger RNA of Lutra lutra (Eurasian river otter), 3204 nucleotides long. It is a transcript of the gene SPTSSB, whose product is annotated as serine palmitoyltransferase small subunit B. The transcript is spliced from 4 exons. The record is from RefSeq and is a predicted model, not a curated record. Bases 1868 to 2098 code for a protein of 76 amino acids. Lineage: Eukaryota; Metazoa; Chordata; Mammalia; Carnivora; Mustelidae. Gene Ontology annotation, cellular component: serine palmitoyltransferase complex. Gene Ontology annotation, molecular function: serine C-palmitoyltransferase activity. Gene Ontology annotation, biological process: ceramide biosynthetic process; endoplasmic reticulum organization.
CCUGCUGGAAGAGUGUUGGGCAAAUGAGCCGAAACCUGCCCGCAGCUCAAAUUCGCGCUUCAGCACGACCAGCCCUGGCCGAGCAUGUGCAGUGCCUCCUCCCUCGGCGGUGGGGGUUGACUGGCAGUUGUGGCCCAAACGCUCGUUAAUCGGAAGAGGCUCUGGGCCCCCGACGCCCCCGGGUCUGGGGCCGAGGCUCGGUGGCGGAGAUACCGGGCCUCUGCGCUCUCAGCCCGCAGCCCGCAGCCACCGCGUUAAACCUAAGCACCCUACCCUCGGGAGAGAAGGGAUCGCUGGGGUUCUGGAUGCGGGCUUCCAGGGAAGAUGCUCUUCGCGGUCCCGCGCCUCCUCGGGAAGAUCGCUGAGAGCGGAGCGCGAGCGCGGGGCACGCCGGCCCCGGAACGGCGGCAGCCCGCGCCGCGCGUGUCUGCGCCGCCGAGCCGCCUCCCAGCUCGCUUUCCCCAGUUUGCGUUCCUGCUGCAGUCCGGGCCCGAAUUAACUCUCUUCACUUGUGAGUGAGCACACACAAGUUCCCCGGGCACGAUCCUUCCAUCUGCUUCCCUGGGGGAGCCCAGUUUUUCAACGAUUAACCUCCCAGCCAAGGGGCGGAGGGAAGGUGGCAGGAUGGUGGGAGCGGGGCGGGGAGAGGCGUUCUUGCGCGUUCAAAGGCAGCAAAAUUAGCUGCCGGCACUCAAUGGGUUUACUUUCUUCGAUUUUUGACAAACAAAUGCAGGGGGAUGCCUGCUCGGCCGACUGCCGCCCCGGCCCGGAGCCCUGGGCUCACUUCGCAGCCUGCUGCCGAGUUUCGCACCGCAGUCCUGCUCAGCAUCCGCCGAGCUUCGCCCCCUUGCCCAAGUCUGCAGAUGGAUGGAUGCGGGGCGCAGGCUUCUCCUGGUCAGGUUAACGCUGGCUCCGGCUAAAGCCCCGAAGCGCCCACCUCGCGCCUCCCGUUUAUCUGCUCGCCCCCACCACCACUACCAAAGGACGUGCCCCUCUGGUAGUGUCGGGGCUCCCAGCCCAAGAGAGGGGGAGGACACCUCCCUCUCCCCUCCUCCCCAUCCCCGCCGCGGCUCGGGGUUUUACUGCAGCAGCCGGAGGUGACAGCGACGCCUUAGCCUCCUCCGUUGCUCUCAGAGCCCUGGCUUCCCCUGCAUCCGGAAAGCGCCCCCUCCCGAAAGGCUGGUCCUUGGAGAAGUGCUAACGAGCUGCAGAAAACCAAAUUUAAAAAUGUAGAAGUCGCUGGGCUGCAUUCCUCCGAGGACGAGCCCGAUCGCCCAGGACAGAGAGUGGCAGCGUGUGGGAAGUUGGGACCGUAGAGCAAGGGGGGGGAGGGGAGUGGUGCAGCCGGCAUUCUCUUCUGGAAGGAAUCGCUGGGAGCAGUGCGGUUGGACACAAGUUUGCGUGGGAGUGUUUUCCUUUUGUCAAUAAUUAAUCACCGGAAUUGGUCUGGCAGAAUUGGAGUUUUAGCAAUAGUGCAGAGGGCGGGGCCGAACACCUAAUUCCAGGAGGCUCUGAGGCGCCGGGCGCAGUGGGAAGCUCGCAGCAGCUGGGGAGGAGCCAAAGCUUGGGCGCUCACCUAAGCCGCAGGGAGAUACACCCAACCCAACCGGGAGAUGAAGAAACAGCAACCCAGAGAAGAGAAGUAAACCACACAGGAUCAUUCCACAGAGGCACAAAGGCAAGAACCAGGAUCUGAACCCUCCUAGGCUGGAUUCCAUCCAGGAUAACACAUUACAUCUAGUUGUCACAUUUCCAUAGGCUCCUUUGAGCUGUGACAGUUUCUCACACUUUGCUUGCUUCUGAUGACCUUGAGAUUUUUAAGGAGUACUGAUCAGGACAGACUUUCUGCAGCUUGAAGGAGCCAACCAUGGAUUUCAAGCGUGUGAAGGACUACUUCUCCUGGCUCUACUAUCAAUACCAAAUCAUUAGCUGCUGUGCUGUCCUGGAGCCCUGGGAGCAAUCCAUGUUCAAUACCAUUUUACUAACCAUUGUUGCUAUGGUGGUGUACACCGCCUAUGUUUUCAUCCCAAUUCACAUUCGUCUGGCUUGGGAAUUUUUCUCCAAAAUGUGUGGCUAUCACAGUACAAUUUCGAAUUGAUCUUGUUUGCAUUCUGUGACUUGGCAUUGCCUAUGUAUAUGUUGCUUACAACUUACCAAUUUAUGUGAAUACUAUGUCUUCUUUCACUGUCUGCUCUGAAAAGCUCUCUUCUCUAUGCACUCUUAUAUCUUGCCUGAAAUGUGGGAUAGAGGUUCUUUCAUACACUCUACAUUGUGCAUCAACCAUAUAACACAAACAUCUUACCUCACAUGCCAACCAUAUUCUCUCAACUGAAACCUACAACUUUAAAUUUUUUUUUAAUCAGGAAAUUUCAUAGAAAAUUCUUCUGAAAAGUCGGCUCAUAAGAAACCUACCAGAAUCAUUUAAAAUGCUCCCUUGAUACUUAUUCUGUACUAAAGGGUAUAUUUUUAAAAAAAAAAUUUGUUCAUAAGCUCCUGUCAAAAGUAUCCUAUCCUUGUUUACAACAUAUAAAAAGACAUGAAUAAAUUAUAUGGGCCUCCUAAAGUCUUAUUUUCUAAUAAAUUGCUGAUACCUAAAAUUCUUUUACUUCAAGUGCAAAAGAAUAGGCUGGAGGCAAUUAUCUCUUUUCAGACAUGGUUCAUGAAUUAUUUCAAAUGCCUCUAAAAGUCUGGCUUUAUAAGAGUUUAAAAUCAACAAUGUUCUAAGAGUUUAAAAUCAACAAUGUUGAUUUUAGAUAACCCAGUAAGUAUUAUAAUACAAAAAAUAUUAAGUGUAAGGAACAAAAUAUAAUCAAAGUAAAUUCAGAUAUUGUGACUUGUGGGGCUGAACCUUGCCUUGCAUGAUGCUGGGGAGGGAGGUGGGAAGAGAAAAGAAACUGCUUUCUUUCUGUGAUUUCACUCAGUGGAGGUGGUGGGGGGAGUACGUACUGGGCUACAGGAAGAAAAGCUAAUAAAUAGGCUGGAAGUAAUAUUCUACCAGCAGGAACUCGACAGCUCCAGUUAAAUGCUUUGAUAUAGUGGCUCCUUUGCACAGCGAAAACAAAAUUUAUUAAAUUUCCUUCAAAGUGUUUAUCUUAAAAACAAAUACAAGUUUUUAAUUGUACUGCUGAAUCAAAUGUGAAUGCCAAAGACCAGACAUUACAGUUUGUCUUUCCUUUCAAUAAAUAUUAAAGUUCAUAAUUCUGA